This is a messenger RNA of Mya arenaria, 5859 nucleotides long. RefSeq lists its product as uncharacterized. Gene Ontology annotation, biological process: proteolysis. Lineage: Eukaryota; Metazoa; Mollusca; Bivalvia; Myida; Myidae. Bases 197 to 1981 code for a protein of 594 amino acids. The transcript is spliced from 24 exons. Gene Ontology annotation, molecular function: cysteine-type endopeptidase activity. The record is from RefSeq and is a predicted model, not a curated record.
GCUAAAUGCAGGUUACAUUACAAUAUAUCCUGUUUCGUGUUUGCAUACAGUUGCAACGCCUCAGUGCGAUCAAAUGUUGAUCGGCUUUCACAUGAUGCAGAGGAUUUUAGAGGAUUAUUGAACACAAAGACCUAAAUGGAAUGUAGAAAGCCGCCCAGCCCUAUUCAAACCCUAAUUGUAAUAUAAGAAGGAAAACAUGAAGUUGUGGUGCCUGUUGUUAUAUUUGAUAGCAGAAGCAAACGGUGAAGACGAUAAACAUCCAUCGCGAAUUUCGACUGGAACAAUCGUCGGUAUCAAAUUGUCACUGGUGGCUUUCUGUGUAAUAUGUAUUUUGACAUGUGUUCUUCGGAGAAGGAAGCAGCGAAAGAAAAAAACAUAUCAGAGAGUCAGUUCAAGAAGAACAUCAAAAGAAUGGACUGAGUUGCCUUCAACGGCGAAGCUUGUAGACAUUGAGGAGACGGAUAAAAAUUUGCAGCCAAAGACAAGUCUAGAUUGUGGUGGCUGUAGCCAAGGUCUGUUAAACAUAGUUAACCGAUUCAACAUUAAAGAUGAUAAGUAUGCAAAAGAAAGAUGUAGUCAGAAGCCAACAGAAAAAGGGUCGCAUGAUAUUCCUCCUAAUAUCAAAGGAUAUGAGAAGUACAGCAAUAUAACGAAAGGGAAAGUCGUAUGGAUAUGCAAUUUCAAACCAGCAACAACAUUAAAAAAUGCUGCCGUCGAUACAUUUUUAAAGAGCAAGGAAGAAGGUGAAAUAUUUUUCUGUCAUCCAGCAUUUACGAAUAAACACCUGAUGAUGGGGGAAGAAGACGGCAAAACCUGCAAAAGUGUGAUACAAGAUGAAUUAAAAGCAGACGACGACACCGAUUGCUUCGUUUGUAUAAUAACCUCGUACGGCAAUAGUACAAGUAUAUGCUAUGGAGAACAAUCGCAACAGAAGGACGAAUUGUUCGGUACACUGGCUGGUUUGGAUAACCGUUCGGUCACCAAGAAACUGAUAGACAGGCCAAAGAUUUUGAUAUUUGAUUUGUACGACCAAGUCGAAAAUCAAAAAUCUAAGAACUCCGAUUAUCCGUUCGAAAUUCACAAAGACUGGCUGAUUGUGUUUGUAAGAAAUGAAUCGGAUGGAAACUUCAUAAAGAAAUUGAGAAGCGCAAUCACUAAACUGUAUGAACAGCUCGACUUUGUUUCAAUCCUUGAACAAGUAAAAGGUGACAAUUUGGCCAUGAACAUAAUUCAUCGGAUGCCAAAAAAGCUUUUCUUAAGCGACGGACUUGAAUCGAUGAACACAACGGAUAUGUUAUAUUUCGACAUAAAAGGGGUUGUCAAUUGCUGCUUCUUCGGCACCAGUUCGUUUGAUGGGACUUCAGCGCUGGAAGGAGUUAACAUUGACAGAGAAAGCGUCAAGAGUUUGUGCAACGAGUUUCAAUACAGUUCAGACCUACUGCAUUCUGCCAAAGAAACGAAAAAGCAGUUCAAAUAUCAUUUGACUCGAAACGGCUAUUGUUGCCAUGUGUUUGUAUUUUCGUCGCAUGGCUCUUCCUUUGGGGUUUUAACAAAAAGCGGUGAAACAGUCGGAUUCAAAGAUAUACUAGAUAUAGUGCGUCUAACAGAGGGAGAAGUUCCGGUUGUACUCGUAUUUGAUUGUUGUCGAGUUAACAUGGAAACAAAUGUGAACGUUACGAAAGAACAACUGAAAAUGAAAAACGUCAUAAUUGUUUAUGCAGCUGUCGACGGCAGCCCGUCGAUCUCAGAUAGUCAAUAUGGUUCCGUGUUUACUACCACGAUGUGCCAAGUCAUCAAGGAAGAUCGAUUAAAAUCCGACUUGUUAACAAUGAUGGAACGUGCUAUCAUGAAGAUUGGCGAGUUGAAACAUUCUAAGCAGACUUGUGCAGAAAUAGAAAGUUACCUUUCGAAGAAGCUUUUCCUUUUCGAAACUUCAGAUGUGACACCCAGUGAAGAGGAACCAACACAAAUUGAAGCCUAAAGGAAAAAGCAUGGUAAAAACCUGAUUUUAAGAAUUUGAAGGGAGAUGAUUACCCGACUGGAACGUAAGAUUUACAAUCAAUCCAACAAAGCGGCGAUCAGACAUCAUUACUUUUAUGAAUUUACCUUGAACAAGAAACUGAAUGAUAGAGUGAAUAUGUGUUUUGGUUUGGGAAGGACGGAAUACAUUUCGAUAUUUAUUUUGGUUCAUGUAAGACGUUACUCCUUAUAUGUACACGAUAACUAUAAUUUUAAUAUUCAAAACUGUGCGCAUAUGUACAUUUGCUUAUGUUGUUGUUUUUCUUUUUUUAAAUUGGUUAUGCUUUGCAUGCAUUUCUAUGCAGUUCAUCAAUCCGCGUACAACGUCAAGUUGUGACAAAGAUAACACCGUUAAUUGAUAGUCCUGCCUUUAUGACUUUCAUAACAUAUAAGUACAUCAACAAUACAUCUUUAACUGAUGUGUGUUUUAGAAAUAUACAAACAAAUUGUUUGAUAAACAGUUGCAACCAUAUUUUGAAAAAUGCUUAUUCAAUUUUGGUAAAUGAUUGGCUUAUUGUAUUCACAUUUACAAGACAUAUUAUACGGCCGAGUCCUCGAUUAAGUUUAGGAACUUUAAAAUUCACAACUGAAUAGGUUGAAUAUGUGUCGAGAGUGUAUAUGAGUAUUGCAUAAAUGUACAAUUUUCUAAUUAUAACUUUGAUGGGACUAGUUACAACAAUAAUUGACCUUUAUGAAUUUCUAUCAUUAUUGUUGCUUUUCGAUUGUCUGAAAUCAGACGUCAAAAUCAUGUCCCUCAACGGUACACGAUAUAUAAAUGAAUAAACAUAUAAAAUGUCCUUAGGAUCACCAAAUGGUUAUUCUAAAAAAACGGCAUUUAGGCCUCAAACAGUGUCACAAUGAUUGACGUACAAUACCGAUACAAAUCUGUUUUGUGUAUUUAUGAGGACCGUUUCAAUGUGCAUCUCGUUAAGACGAGAUUUCUCUCUAAUGCAAUUUGCCUUGUAAGAAAACUACUUUCUUAGGAUGUUAAAUGAACUAUAAUAUUUGUAAAUAUUACUAGUAAUUGCAUGACAUCAAAUGUAUGUUCGCCAAACUGCAAUAUGAUAUCAACUAUGUUUUAAGAGUUUGUACAAGGUUUGAAUCAUGAAGUCGUAAGGCAAAACAAAUGAUUUGUGUAUUGUAUUUAAUAUAGGACAUCGUUAGCACAAAUAUUAAGCUAAGUUAGGACACAUGAUUUUGCACUUUGUAUAUAUUUUGUUGACAUUUCCAUUUUUUCCACAUACAUGUAUACUCUUUAAACAUGUAUAAUGGUAUUUAAAGUAGUUUUCUUUAAUAUAAAUUGAAUCACAAACAAUGUGAUUAAACGUUUUUAAAAGAAUAGGCGUACAACUAAUGUUUUCUGCCAAAAACGUGUAGAACAUUCAAUAUUUAGAACGACCAUAUAGAUAGCCGAUUCGAUUUUUUAAUGAUAUACUUGACUGAAAAAACAUUGAUCUUAAAAUUCAAAAGUCAUAUCAAGCUAUUAACGGUUUUCCCGGAAUUUGAAUUAUGUCAUUUACAUUCAUUAAAUUUAUAAACUAUUAUAAUUUUAAACAUUGUUUUCUAUAAUAUUGCACGGUUUUGGGUUCUUUAUUAUUUAUAUAAUAUGUAUAGCAGCGUAAUUUAUUAUCUUUAAACAGUGACUAAAAAGAAAAUGUAUUUGUUUAAAUUGGUAUUUGUUUAUAUGACAAUGCAUGUUCGUAAAUAAUCAUGAUCUGUUAUCACGGAAAAAAUGUAAGAUUGCAUCAAUAUCAUUUCAUAUAAUUAUAUAAAUUAUCAAUCUGUUUAUUUACUUAGCGGUACUUGUUGGAGUUAUGUUUUGCCUUCGUGUUUCUUAUCCAUCUGAACCUCAUGUUUGACUGAAUCUAUAAAACUCACAAAAAUUUCACCAUUUUCGUGAUUUUGACAAGUGUCUUCACAUGAUGAACACCACCACAUUUGUUUUAUAUAAUAUAUAAAGUAUGUGGUUUUUGAAGUUAUAGUAUCUUCAUUUCUGGUUUGUGAUUUUGUUCUGCUCUCUAUCAUUAGCUUUGACUCCGUGCCUUUGUUUACACUUUCGAAUACUAGACUUGUUUUUGUGUUGUUGUUUCAUUUCAUAUAGAUAUUCAGUUGAAAUAGUUCUUAUACUGUUGCAUUGCAUUCUGCAUGCCCAUAGUUUGUGUCUCGUAUCUGCUUUAACAAAUUAUAAAAUUUUAAAAAUGAUUUGUAUUUGAAUAUAUAGCCAGAGUUUUAUUUUAAACAGACAUACAUAAUCAAAAUAUGUUGUUUUUCUUUUUUGAUAAAUAAGGAUACAUACUCACCAAAAGUGAAACUAAAGCAUACACGUUGCGAGCGCAAUUCUAAAGUUUAUAUCCCAUAAACAUCGGUGUAUACUAGGAGUCAUAACAUUACUAUGGCUUUAUCGAAAAACUGUUUUCCUUUUUCGGUUUGCUUUAGAAAACUAAUGACACGUAUUAUAUUGAUUUUUGAACACGGAUAUGUAAGUGUGAAGAUAAAAAAAAAUAACGUAGUAUUGUUUCCUUUUUAUGUAUUUGUUGAAAUUUGUUAUUUGCUUAUGUUAUUUUGCAUGUAUAUAUAUACUCAUAACAUUUAAGGCCACACCAACUUUAAUUUGAUCAAUUGAGUAUGACCGACACAAUAGGAGCCGGGGGCGGAAUACUAUUUAAGUGUUUGUUAAGAAAACGUCGCAAUGAAGUCCUCCGGUGAAUAUUUCGUAUACAUAUCUAUCUGAAAUUAGAAAUGAUAUGUUUGGCCAUAUUAUCUUCAUUUGAAGCAAAUCAUUUUAUUCGUGUACAAGAAGACAUUGUGUUGGUAUUUGGAUUCAUAAUUAAUGUAUUAAUGUAUAUAGAAACAUAAGAAUGGUCUCUUUUAAAUCCUAAUUACAUUUUGGUAUUUACUGAAGAUCAGGUUUGAUGUGGCCUAAAGUGUUGAACAUGAUAUUUCGAGUUGCUGCGAGAUUGUUAAUAUGUUUAAAUAAUUUAUCAUGAAGUUUGUUUACUAAACGAUAAGACUAAAUCGUCAACAUAAACCAUGUUUUUCACAAACAUGUAGCUAAUUUACCGUAAUUGACCAUAUAAAAGGUACUAAAUAAUUGGAUUGUCAAACUUUUUAUACAGAGCAGUGUACGACUAAUUUACAGCAUCUUGAAAGCUAAAAGGAAAUCUUUGCUUAACAACAAGGCUAUGUUGUUCCGUAAUUCCCAUUUUAAACCACGGGCCUGUUUACUUAAUCGAAUAGAUGUUAAAUUUUCUUAAAUAAAUCAUUCUUCUUCCGCUUCAAUCAGCCGCAUCGCGAAAAUUUAAACCUUCGGACAUAAUUAUUACAAAUAAAUGUACUGUAAAAUAAGAUGUCAAAUUGACUUCACCUUUGCUUCAACAGCAAAAGCGGAUUUUUCCCAGAUUUGUCAUGACUACAUUCAUAGUGUCGGUUUAAAAUGGCCUUAUUGUUUAGUAAUACAAACAUGAAACAUGAAUUAUGUUGAUACGUUUGUUCCAUUACGCGGAAGGAUAACACAUAACAAUUAAAAUUGAUUGGAAUUUCAGAUAAAGGUUAAUGAAUCCCUUCAAUUUAACAAUGCACUUUCGUGAUGAUGCCAUGUGUUAAAUGUAUAAUUUAAAAUACGCAAUUCCUGGUUUUAUUUGUUAACACGUGUCUUACGCAAUUGAAUAGACAUCAUCACUUUACAGUAUUAGUUCAUGAAAUGUUAUUUCAAUUAAAAUUCAAACACAGAAAAAAAUAAGAAACUGUAUACCAGAAGGCUCAAAAUCUUGGGAUGCGGCUCAUACAUGUGUGUGUGAUAAUUGCAGUGAACUAUACUCUUAAUAAAACUUAUAUCUACGA